Dacryopinax primogenitus is the source of this 1870-nucleotide messenger RNA. RefSeq names its product glucose dehydrogenase. Gene Ontology annotation, molecular function: oxidoreductase activity, acting on CH-OH group of donors; flavin adenine dinucleotide binding. The coding region runs from base 5 to 1807 and encodes 600 amino acids. The transcript is spliced from 3 exons. The record is from RefSeq and is a predicted model, not a curated record. Lineage: Eukaryota; Fungi; Basidiomycota; Dacrymycetes; Dacrymycetales; Dacrymycetaceae.
AACAAUGUUCUCCUUCUCCUCCCCCAUCAAGAGCUUCUCCUGGCUCGAACAGGCAAACCAAGACUGGGACAUCAUCAUCGUCGGCAGCAGCCCAUCAGGAUGCGUGCUCGCCAACAGGCUGAGCGAAGACGGGCGCACCAAGGUUCUCCUGCUCGAAGCUGGCGAGUCGAACGCAAAUAAGCUGUGGUCCAAAAUCCCGGCAACUUGGUCUCGGACACUCUGGUCUUCCUACGACUGGCAGCACGCCACUACCCCACAGCGGCAUCUGGAUAACCGCCGGCUCUCCUGGCCCCGCGGCAAGCUCCUUGGGGGAAGCAGCAGUGUAAACGUACUGAUCUACCACCACUGCGCGCCCUCGGACUACGACGAGUGGGAAAAGAUGGGCUGCGAGGGGUGGGGGUACGAGAGCCUAAGAGAGCCAUUGAAGAGGAGCGAGGGGUACACUCCAAGCAAGGAACAUGAGGACGUCGAUCUUGAGGAGAGGGGGACCGAGGGACCUUGGAAGACUGGGUUCGGGAAAGUACACCCCGUGUCAAGGAAGUUCGUCCAGGCUGCGGAGGAGGUCGGGAUUCCUUACAAUCCGGACUUCAACACUCCCCGAGGGACAGUCGGCGUUUCCCAGUUCUUGACAUUCGUGGACCAGAAAGGACAUCGUUCCUCCGCCGCAACAGCCUAUCUGACUCCUGACGUGCUCGCCCGCCCAAAUCUGACGGUCGUCACUUCCACCCUCACAACUCGUGUGCUCCUCUCCCGCGACGGCAAGCGCGCAGUCGGCGUCGAGGUUGCGGAUGAGAAGAAGCGCUUGGGCCGAUUCACUGUUCUAGCGAAGAAGGAAGUCAUCCUUGCCGCCGGAACGAUUAACACCCCUCAGCUGCUGAUGCUCUCUGGUAUCGGUCCUCGCGACCAGCUAGAGGCACACAACAUCCCAGUCAAGCACGAACUGCCGCACGUCGGCCAGAACCUGCAGGAUCAUUUACAAGUCCCUGUCCUCUUCCGUGCUAAGAAAGGCCGUACGCUCGACUGGCUCGUCCGCAGCCCUCUACGCGCACUGCCGUGUAUCAUCCGCUGGCUCCUGGGGCUCAAAGGCACGAUGACCACCAACUUUGCCGAAUGUGUCGCCUUCUUCCGCACGGACGACAAGAACCUCAACUUCCAAGAAGAAGACGAGAAGAUCCCCUACGAGUGUAACGCCAACCCCGGCGCGCCAGAUAUUGAGAUCAUGGGUGUUCCUGCUGGUGUUGUCAAGUUCGGCAAAGCCCAGCUGCCGAAGGGGACGGACGCGAUCACACUUAUGCCUUAUCUCCUUCAGCCCGAAAGCAAGGGGAGCAUCACACUUCGCUCGGAGAGCCCUUUCGAUUACCCGGCUAUUGAUCCGAACUACCUUUCCACACAGACGGAUGUCACCUGCCUUGUCCGCGGUGUGAGGAUCGCCAUGCGCAUUGCGCGCUCUCAGCCGCUCGCAGAGGACUUGGCACUGCGCGACGUUGCUGACCCUAACACGAUCGUCUCGGAGGAAGAAGAGGCAUACAACCUCGGGGACGCGCACGAAGGAAAGCUGAGCGACGCCCAGAUCGCAACAUGGUGCAAGCGCAAGGCGGAGACAUUGUUCCACCCGACGGGCACAGCGCGCAUGGGCCAGUCUGGGGAGGACAGCGUUGUUGACACUAGGCUGCGGGUGCAUGGGCUGCAGGGCUUGAGGGUGUGCGACGCUUCUGUCUUCCCGAGGAUCGUUUCAGGACAUACGAUGGCGCCUGUCAUCGCAGUUGCGGAGAGGGCGGCGGAUCUCAUCCAACAGGAACUGGCUUGAGAGUUUGGGUGAUGGUUUUUAUGACUUAUGACUUGGACGACCAGAUAUGAACCACUAGACGAG